AUGUCAGACACUUGUAUUGUCUGCCUAGGAGACUUGAGCAGCGGCGAUGGCCACGAAGUUACAGCUCUUCUUGCCAGCCCUGCCAAGUCUCCACCCACCGACGAUGCUGCCGCCGCCGCCUCGAGGAUCACCAAACCCGAACAUGAGCCAAGCGUCACCACAUCGACCGACAAAGACUCGACCGAGUUAAUCGCCCAUUUAAGACCGUGUGGGCAUUUUCUGCACAAUGAAUGUCUUACUCCAUGGGUGGAACGAGCUAACAGUUGUCCGAUCUGUCGUGCCAGUUUCCACCUCGUGGAACUGAUGCGUACAAUCAAUGGCGAUGUUAUUUCCUCAUACUCUGUCGAGGACCGAACGCAGGUCGCUGACUUGGACCCUUCUAUGUUUCUCGAGAUCCCGGACGAAGAGGACGAGGACCAACCCUGUCAGGCUUGCGGGGAAGAUGAUAAUGAAGACGUCCUGAUGUACUGCGACGGCUGUCAGAAACUGUGGCAUACUUAUUGCGUCGAUUUACAGGAGGUACCCUACGGACACUGGUUUUGUGACAACUGCAGAGCACAACGAGAUCUUGACCCCCGUGUGAUUGCCCGAUCGGGGAGACCGAAUCGAAGGCGCACGCGAGGCCAACAGCGUAGGCAACGAGGUCAAGAAUCAAGCUGGAACCAAGUUUGGCAGUCUGUUUGGUCCCGCAUCAAUCUUGACCUUGACUUUCCCUACGAGGAUGACGAAUCAUCAGCCAGAUAUCUGAGGCGGCACCGUCAACGCAACCAGGCUGAUAGGCAGGCCCAUGAUGCCUGGUUACGCCGGAUGCAAGUUGCAGAACUUCAUGGCGCUGGCAACCGCUUUAGGGAGACGGAACCAGCCCUUCCCAGCAGCCCUGCAGGUGGCUCAACGCCGAGCAACCGAAGGGCAAGAGCAUCUCCCCUUCCACAAGCCGAGACUGCUGAUGAACUCCUGGCUUGGCAUGCUUUCGAUCAAGCUCGAGCUUCGUCAAAUGAGCCCAGCUCAACGCGCAAACGAAAGCGCAAAUCCCCUACAUCAUCACCAGCGGAGCCCGCGAAUGAAACAUCAUCGGCGAACAAACGUCGCCGACCCAGUGCAUCUGACCGCACGGUUUCUGACGGGAAUACUGCCACCGUCACCAACAUCCGGCGACGUCAACCUUUACGUAUCGCCAGCCCCAUUCCAAGGCGACAACCUAAUGUAGAACCAGCGGGGCCGAGCUUUUUACAAUCCCUUCUACAAGAAGUUGAGGAUGCUGGUUCCGGUACACACGUCAUCAACCUUCAUCGCCCUUCUCCUCGCCCUGCAGCGAGCCCACCUGCCGACCAAAAUUCUCCACGACCCUCCUCGCCUGCUUUGUCGCCUCUCCCCUCGAAUCAUUCUUCCCCUCGGGCAAUGUCAGCUACUCCGCCUCCGCCUCUGACACUCAGACCCGGCUCUCCUGCUGGCUUGUCCUCGAGCAUCCAGCCUGUCUUUCCCUCCACUGAGUACUCUCCACAACGGUCCACCUCGCCGGAGCCGAAACAAGCAGAGAUCAAUGGUCCCCGGUUUAAUGGGCCGAGGGUCCCUCCGCCUCCUUCGACAUCUACACUUUUGGUGCAGCCAAGACCUCGAAGUCGAGCACCGCGCAUUCUUGAAACCGGGCAGGAUUCUAUUGUGACAUCCCGCUCAACGGAAGCCUCGCCUAACCGGGCCGCAAUGUCUCUAAAUGCGAAAGCCGAUGUGCAAAGGCUCGUUGCAAGCGCACUCAAGCCUCAUUAUAAUGACCAGACCAUCACGAAAGACGAAUACACGAAGAUCAACCGCGAUAUUUCCCGGAUGCUGUACGAUAAAAUUGGUGAUUUUGAGACCCUCGGGGUAGACGAUAAGGCAAAGUGGGAGAAGAUCGCUGGAGAUGAGGUCAAUAAGGCUGUCAGGGCGCUCAAAGCUCAGGGUUGA
This is a messenger RNA of Fonsecaea nubica, 1941 nucleotides long. RefSeq lists its product as hypothetical. The coding region runs from base 1 to 1941 and encodes 646 amino acids. The record is from RefSeq and is a predicted model, not a curated record. The transcript is spliced from 2 exons. Lineage: Eukaryota; Fungi; Ascomycota; Eurotiomycetes; Chaetothyriales; Herpotrichiellaceae.